Medioppia subpectinata is the source of this 6504-nucleotide messenger RNA. Lineage: Eukaryota; Metazoa; Arthropoda; Arachnida; Sarcoptiformes; Oppiidae. The record is from the annotation of a GenBank genome assembly.
AUGUUGUUGGACCAAUUGCGUGAUCACAUGAAUAACAUGGGAACUGUGGCCACGUCUGUGGCAUCGGUCACCACAUCCGUUGGUCAGUCGCCCGCAACCAAUAACAUGAACCACGACUCCAUCGGUCAGCCGCAGCCCAGCAAACGACUCAAAAUGAGUGAUUCAACCGACUCUAUCUUCAAUUAUCUGGAUCUAUUGCCCGAAGAGUUGUCCACUAACUCCAUGUCCAACGUUGACAACGGGCUGCUCGGCAUCAACUCAAAUACGGUGACCACUGCUACGGCCAACACAUCGACUCUGUCUUCGGUGACCACAACGCCUCCACAACAACAACAACAGCCGCACCAAAACUUAUCUCAAUUGCUUCAGUCAAAGACUGUGAACAACAUCGGCCCACAGACGCCCCCUCAGCGGAUGAUGACCUCAACACUACAGCAACAGUUGGGUCUUCCGCCACAGCCCAGGCCUUCGCUGCGAUACCCGAACCAACAGAACGCCAACUCAAUACCACCCGUUCCUCAUAUGCAACUCAUUCAACAGCAACAGUAUCUGCAGCAACAACAGCAACAGCAACAACACACGCAGUUCAACGUUCAACCACCACAAGCACCGGCACAACAGAGACAAACGGCUGCAACACUUCAACAACAAACACAGUUUCGCUAUAAUAUGCCUCAAAAUCAAUCACCGGUUCAACAACAGCAACAACAACAGCAACCAGUGAUCAAUCUUCAGGCGCCGGUAACGCCACAAAUGUUACCGACCACUCAAUUAAAGCCCAAUCAGCCGCAGAUGCCGGCGGCGCCCAACACCGCCACCACAGACCCCGAGAAGCGGAAACUAAUUCAACAACAAUUAGUACUUUUACUUCACGCCCAUAAAUGUCAGCGAAGAGAACAACAACAGCGACAGAAUGGAGGCACUGAACCACAGAGACAGUGCUCUCUACCACACUGUCCAACCAUGAAGAAUGUUCUCAACCAUAUGACCACUUGUACUGCCGGCAAAUCAUGUAAUGUCGCCCACUGUGCGAGUUCUCGACAAAUCAUAUCCCAUUGGAAGAACUGCACGCGCGGUGACUGUCCCGUGUGUUUGCCGCUCAAACAGGCCUCUGACCGCAGAGCAGCCGUUACUUUGGCUCAACAGCAACAGCAAAACCUACCGACUCCUCAAAUGUCACAAUUAAUGCCAAACACAACACAAGUCCCACAAAUGCUAUCGACGCCACCGCAGCCUUCAUUGAGUACAGUGUCUAACGUAACCAAUCAGACACAGCAGCAGCAGCAACAACAACAACAACAACAGCAACAACAACAACAACAACAGCAACAACAACAACAGCAGCAGCAACAGCAACAACAACAGCAAACGCCACAAAUGCUUCAACACCAGCAGGAUAUGCAACGCGCGUACCAGGCGUUGGGCCUUCCGUUCAACAACUCAUCUCCCACUCCAUCACAACCGCAGAUGUCUUCGAACCGAUUGCAGUCGUCGUCGCCGUUCUCUCAGCCGCAGACGAAGGAAUGGCACGGAUCGGUGACUCUGGAUCUGCGUAACCAUUUGGUCCAGAAGAUAGUGCAGGCAAUCUUCCCCACACCCGACCCCAACGCCUGUCAGGACAGACGAAUGGUUAAUCUCGUGGCUUACGCUAAGAAAGUGGAGGGAGAUAUGUAUGACCAGGCGAACAGUCGGGAGGAAUAUUACCAUUUGUUGGCCGAAAAGAUAUAUAAAAUACAGAAAGAGUUGGAAGAGAAGCGACAGAAGAGACGCGAACAGAACAACAGUCUUCAGUCGCCUCAACCACCCAAUCAGAUGACGCCCACACCUAAUCAGAUUCAGCCAAUUCGUGGCCCACAGCCAAACCUGUUGGGAAUGCCGGCACAGCGUAUGACUACUGGUCUCACUGGUCAACCGCCACCCAAUGUCACGCUUUCCCAACAAUCCUUUAAUCCUCAGCAAAACAAUUCAUUAUCGCAGCAAUACUUCAUGUCUCCGAGUGGACAGUCAGCUCCAAGUGCUCAAUCACCUCAAACACCGUUUAGACCAACACUUAAUAGUGUAAACAAUAACAAUAGUAAUAAUAAUAAUAAUUUAACACUUAAUAAUAACAAUUCAAACGCCAAUAAUAAUAAUAAUUUCAUUGUAAACAACAACCAAACGGUGAGCAAUGGCUCUGCAAUACACGGUCUUUUACAGCAACCAACGCAACCAAAUACUCCUCAACCCAUCACUUCAAUCGCCACUCCACCGCCUCCUCGACCACAGUCUGUGCCCACAACUCAAACACAAGCGCCGAUCGGCCAAAAGGGACCGCAAGUGGAAUCAAUCGUUAAUAUUAAAGCCGAACCUUUGGAUGAAUUUGUGUCCAUGUCUUCAUCAAUACCAACACCUGUGACGACAACACCGUCUGUAUCAUCGGUUGCGGGCGUCAAACAAGAGCCUCCAAUCACUAACGAAACAUCCAGUGCUUCGAAUUCUAACGUCAACUCUAAUGAUGUUAAGAAAGAGACUGAAGAUAUGGUAACCAAUGAAGACAUGGUUACGACUAAAAAAGAAUUGGUGUCGUCGUCUCCGGCGGCCGCUAACGAGUCAUCCGAUAUAAAGCCAGACCUGAAACCGGCGGCACCGGUGGGUCCGACCAUUCAGGCCUCACAGAAACAAGUCGUACGUCAGGUCCAGAAGAAGAUUUUCAAACCCGACGAAUUACGACAGGCUUUAAUGCCGACACUCGAAAAGCUUUACCGUCAGGACCCGGAAUCGCUUCCAUUUAGACAACCCGUCGAUCCAACACUUCUUCAGAUUCCCGAUUACUUUGAUAUCGUUCGGCGUCCGAUGGAUCUCUCGACCAUUAAGAAAAAACUUGAUACCGGACAAUACGCUGACCCGUGGCAGUACGUGGACGAUGUAUGGCUUAUGUUUGAUAACGCAUGGCUUUACAAUAGGAAAACCUCUCGAGUCUACAGAUAUUGUACUAAAUUGUCGGAAGUAUUUGAGUCUGAAAUCGAUCCCGUUAUGCAAAGUUUGGGCUAUUGUUGUGGUAGAAAAUACGUUUUUCAGCCUCAAAUCCUAUGCUGUUUUGGCAAACAGUUGUGUACUAUUCCUAGAGAUGCAAAAUAUAUGAGUUAUCAGAAUAAAUAUACUUAUUGUUUGAAAUGUUUUUCUGAAAUUCCUGGAGAUGUGGUGACAGUUGGGGAUGCCUUCGGACUCGACCCGACGUCCAGCAGUACUCAAACCAUUCCCAAAGAGAAGUUUACUGAACACAAGAACGAUCACUUGGAUGUCGAGCCCUUCAUUGAUUGCAAAGACUGCGCCCGAAAAUUACAUCAAAUAUGUGUUCUCCAUCUCGACACCAUUUGGCCCGAAGGUUUUACGUGUGAGGGAUGUCUUCGAAGAGAUGGCCGCAGACGACGCGAUAAUAAAUAUAAUUCCAAAACAUGUAGUGCUAUACACAAAGAACUGGCGAAUUCGAAACUCGGAAUAUAUAUCGAGAAUAGAGUGAAUAACUUUUUACGUAAAAAGGAUUGCGGGGCCGGAGAGGUGUCCAUUCGAGUAGUGGCCGCUUCUGAUAAAUUUGUUGAAGUCAAGCCCGGAAUGAAAGCCAGGUUUGCAUUCGUUUAUCUCUGGAGAUGUGUUGGGGAUGCCUUCGGACUCGACCCGACGUCCAGCAGUACUCAAACCAUUCCCAAAGAGAAGUUUACUGAACACAAGAACGAUCACUUGGAUGUCGAGCCCUUCAUUGACUGCAAAGACUGCGCCCGAAAAUUACAUCAAAUAUGUGUUCUCCAUCUCGACACCAUUUGGCCCGAAGGUUUUACGUGUGAGGGAUGUCUUCGAAGAGAUGGCCGCAGACGACGCGAUAAUAAAUAUAAUUCCAAAAAACUGGCGAAUUCGAAACUCGGAAUAUAUAUCGAGAACUCUCACUUAUUGAAAAAUGCAUUUUUCCUAACGCCCCGGCCUCUCCACAGAUAUGUGGAUACAGGCGAAUGGCCGGACACAUUCCCCUAUCGGGCAAAAGCUUUAUUUGCGUUCGAAGACAUCGAUGGCACUGAUGUCUGCUUUUUUGGAAUGCAUGUCCAGGAGUACGGUUCUGAUAGCCUUCCCCCUAACCACAGACGAGUGUAUUUGGCGUAUUUGGAUUCGGUGUACUUCUUCCGACCAAAACAGUACAGGACUGCUGUGUAUCAUGAGAUACUUCUCGGGUAUUUGGAUUAUGCAAAACAAUUGGGAUAUACAAUGGCCCACAUCUGGGCCUGUCCCCCAUCAGAAGGUGGAGACGACUAUAUAUUCCAUUGCCAUCCGACCGAACAAAAGAUACCAAAACCAAAGCGAUUGCAAGAGUGGUAUAAGAAAAUGUUAGACAAAGGAAUAAUCGAGAGAAUUGUUUUGGAUUAUAAGGAUAUUCUCAAACAAGCGACUGAAGACAACUUCCGGUUUGCUUCAGAGCUGCCAUAUUUUGAAGGCGAUUUCUGGCCAAAUGUUUUGGAGGAUUCAAUUAAAGAGAUAGAAAUGGAACAACAGAAACAACAGUCAGAUUCUUCCAAGAAUAUGGAUUCACUCAACAAUUCUGGAAAUCCGACGGACGAAGAAUCCAUGGAUAUGCUCGACUGUAGUGAUAGUCAGAACAGCAAAGGCAUGGAAACAAACGGCUCGAAAGCGACCAAAGAGACAAAUAAUGGCAAUAAUUCUAAUAUAAAACAAAACAAGAAGUCGAGCGGAAACAAGAAAUCUAACAAAAAACAGAAUCAGAGGAAGAAUAACGUCCACAACGCGCGGCAUAAAAGCGGCGGAACUCCUGCUAAUCAACAACAGAAUCCACAACAGCCACAGUUGUCUGCAGCACAACAAUGGGAUUCCGAAUUGACGGCCAAAAUAUACUCAACAAUGGAUAAGCAUAAAGAAGUGUUUUUUGUUGUGCGCCUCCAUUCGAGCCAAUCGGCCGCCAGUUUGCCUCCGGUUCAAGACAUGGAUCCUCUGACUAAUUGUGAUCUAAUGGACGGGAGGGACGCCUUCCUGACACUCGCCCGCGAGAAACAUUACGAGUUCUCAAGUCUGAGGCGCGCAAAGUUCUCCAGUCUUGCAAUGCUUUAUGAAUUGCACAACAGUUCUAAUGAUAGGUUCGUCUAUACGUGCAAUACAUGCAAAAGACAUUUAGUCGAAACCCGAUAUCAUUGCACGCAAUGCGAUGACUUUGAUCUCUGUGUGGCCUGUUAUCAACGCGACGGUCACACCCAUCCCAUGGAUAAACUGGGCUUUGGAGACCUCGUGGGAGGUGUGGCCGGUGAAGACGGCGCUGUUACCGGUGCUUCAGGAGGUGUUGCGACGGGAAGUGAUUUGGACGGAAGCGGCGAGAACGCUGGCGGCGGCUCAUCGAACACAUCUCCGGGCGAAUCGCGUCGCCUAUCGAUCCAACGAUGCAUUCAGAGUCUGGUCCACGCGUGUCAGUGCAGAGACGCCAACUGUCGACUCCCAUCGUGUCAUAAGAUGAAGCGAGUCGUACAACACGCCAAGUCCUGCAAACGCAAGUCCAACCAACCCAACCAAACGGCUGCUCCCGGCUGUCCUAUAUGUAAACAAUUGAUAGCUCUCUGCUGUUAUCACGCGAAGCACUGUCAGGAAAACAAGUGUCCCGUUCCUUACUGUAUAAACAUUAAGCACAAACUGAGACAACAACAGCUUCAGCAACGCCUACAACAGGCACAGAUUCUUAAGAGACGUAUCGCCUCUAUGGCCAGUAUGUCUCAACAGUCAUCACAACCGCCUCCGACACCACAACACGACUUCAGUCCACAACAGCAACAAUCGACAUCACAACAGCAUUACAUGAAACCGGCGACCGCCACACCCCCGCCUCCCGCUGCCCUUCAAGCAGUGGCUCGCGUUCAGGAAGUUGUUGCCCGACAACAACAACAGCCACAACAGAACCCCUUAAAUAACCCAUUCCUCCGAAUGCCACAAACUGGUGGUAAACCUCAACAACAACUGAUGUCUUCAUCGGGCAAACCGUCACAAAUGCUUUCACAACAACAACAACAACAACAGCCGCAACAACUGCUUCCACAAACCAAUUCUAAUCCACAAGCGGUGCAAAUGAUGCACACGUCUGCCAAUCCAUCUCAACAAAUGCCAAUUCAACAACAAUUACAACAACAGAAUCUCUUGCCUUCCGUAAUGAACACUAAUGUUGGGCCUCAACAGCAACAACAACAGCAGCAGAUGAAUGUAGGCGUUGGACAGAUGCAGAACUCAAUUCAAGGAGGAGUGGCUCUCAACUCACUUCCAGGCAAUGCCUCCCAACAGCAACACGCGCUCCAACAGCUGUUGGCCACUCUUAAGUCUCCCGCAUCUCCUCAACAGCAACAACAACAGCAACAAUCUCAAGACCCGACGGAUAUGUUGCUCUUUCAACAGCAGAACGACUUCGGGGGCCAACAGAACCCACAGCAGAGCCAACAACAAGAGCUCACACCUCAGGACCAGUUGACCAAAUUUGUCGAAAACUUAUGA